CUGCCCAUACCCGAUCGUUGCCAGGUUACGCAACGUUUCAUUUCUAUCUAGCAAAAUGGUGAAAAGUGACGACGUCCGGGACAACGUUAAGAAAUACUAUGGCAGUCGGCUGGAGUCUUCUUGUGAUUUGCAAACAAGUGCUGCCUCCUGUAGUUUGUCCUGCAGCCCACUGCCAACAAGUGUCAAAGAAGCUCUGAGUCUGGUUCACCCCGAGGUUACCAAAAGAUUCUUCGGGUGUGGUCUUCCAUUUCCAGCGAAGCUCGAGGGCUGCAGAGUCCUGGACCUGGGCAGCGGCUCUGGACGAGACUGUUUUGCCUUUAGUAAACUUGUUGGACCAAACGGACAUGUGACAGGAAUCGAUAUGACAGAGGAGCUGAUCACUGCGUCUUGUCAGUAUGUUGAGUAUCAUCAAAAGAAGUUUGGCCAUGAAAAGCCCAAUGUCACUUUUGUCCAGGGGUACAUGGAGAAACUCAAUGAGGCAGGCAUACAGAAGGACUCAGUGGAUGUUGUGAUAUCCAACUGUGUAAUAUGUCUGUGCCCCGAUAAAAAAACAGUGCUACAACAAGCCUACGAUGUCUUAAAGGAAGGAGGAGAAUUUUAUUUCAGUGACAUGUAUGCCAGCAGCAUAAUUCCUGCUCAAAUGAAGCAGGAUCCAGUCCUGUGGGGCGAGGGAAUGGGCGGCUCCCUGUUUUGGAAAGACUUUAUUCCAUUGGCCCUUGGUGUUGGUUUCAGCACCCCUUACCUUGUUUCAGCAAGCCUCAUUGAAGUCCACAACAGUGAGCUCAAAGCAAAAGCAGGUGACAUCAAGUAUGCUUCAGGCACUUACCGGCUCUUUAAGCUGCCCAAUUGUCCAGUGAUGUCAAGUGCAUCUGUGACUUAUAAAGGAACAGUGGCAGAGUUUCCAGAUCAGCUGGACUUUGAUUCGUCCCAUUGUUUCCAGAAAGAUAAGGCAGUGGAGGUAAAUGGAGAAAUGGCAGCAAUUCUGCAGUGUUCCAGAUUCUCAAAGGAUUUCCAAAUCCAAAUGUUAGAGAAACAUGAGUCCGACUCCAAACCGACACAGUAUUGUCACCUCAACCCAUUUCUUCUGGCCGACCAACGGGGGUCCUCUGUGAAGCAAUGCUCCAAAACCGGCAAAUGAAAGGGCAGCUGCAACCAGAAGAAAGUAUUUAAAGAUUAAAAAAAAAGAACUUUAACACAUAUUCACAUUUUAAAAUGAAUGUUUUUAGUAAUAACUACUAAUGUAAUAAUUUCUUGUUGUCAGGAAGUGUUUUUCAGAUUAUCUCAGAUGUGCCCAGACCAGUGGAGUCAGUAUUUAAUUCAGUUAAGUUUUGUUAAAUUUUACAAUGCUAAUUACGCAGUGAAUCAUUGUUAUAAUUUAUCUUCAAGGAUUUAUUAAAUAUCUUUAAAUCUAAUUUUAUUUCAUUUCAUACAAUCAGCUGGUUGUUAAUUAUCUGUUGGACACUGUUCAUGUUUGAAAAUGGUUUUACAUGUGAAAAAGCCAUAUAUGUUGAUGGAGAUCAAAGACUGAAAUGCAUUCAUUCUCAUGACUGUGCAAUAAUAAAAAUUCAGUUAUUAUGCAGCACUA
Molecule: messenger RNA, 1585 nt
Organism: Melanotaenia boesemani (Boeseman's rainbowfish)
Lineage: Eukaryota; Metazoa; Chordata; Actinopteri; Atheriniformes; Melanotaeniidae
Exons: 10
Coding region: 56-1138 (360 amino acids)
Biological process (GO): arsonoacetate metabolic process; toxin metabolic process
Cellular component (GO): cytosol
Molecular function (GO): arsenite methyltransferase activity
Source: RefSeq, a predicted model, not a curated record